AUGAGUAUGCCGAGGCGGGAGAGGCGCUUGGGUAUCGUUUACAUCGAAAACGACAAAGAGCGUGACGUCACGUUCUACAAGAGAUGUUUUGGUUUGUUUAAAGGUGCUGCUGACCUCUCUGCACUCACCGGUGCUAGGGUUGCUGUCGUUCUAGAGGCGAAAAAUGGAAAGAUCCACUCAUUUGGCACGCCAUCAGCCAAGCCCAUUGUUGAUGCUUUCUUAUCAGGAACAACUCCAUACGUCGACAAGGUGAAAGAUGCCAAGAUUUCAUGGCUGCAAAGUGAAGUGGCUCGGCUGGACAUGGAAAACCCAAUAGAGGAUAAGAGAAAAGAAAUAUCCAUCCAGCAUAUAAAGAAGAUCCAAGAUGAAAACCCAGGUAUGGCAGGAAACCUUAUCUUCUCAAAGGAAGAAGAUCUCAGUCUGGAAGAUCUCCAUAAACUCUUUAAUGACCUCUCGCGGGUCCAGGAGGACAUUCGAAGUCGGUUACCUCUAUUGCACCAUGGCCACGAAGCUAAGAUUGGCUGCAACAGUAUGAAAAGUAGCAUGCUACCACCAGAAGGCCUCUCAUAUGAUCACCAGCAGACUACAAUUUUCUCGCAACACUAUUCUUCUAGCGGGCAAGAUGUGGAUAUUCAUGCACUAUAUGGAGGACUUCGCUAG
Molecule: messenger RNA, 660 nt
Organism: Lolium rigidum
Lineage: Eukaryota; Viridiplantae; Streptophyta; Magnoliopsida; Poales; Poaceae
Product: agamous-like MADS-box protein AGL62
Exons: 2
Coding region: 1-660 (219 amino acids)
Biological process (GO): regulation of transcription by RNA polymerase II
Molecular function (GO): protein dimerization activity; DNA-binding transcription factor activity, RNA polymerase II-specific; RNA polymerase II cis-regulatory region sequence-specific DNA binding
Source: RefSeq, a predicted model, not a curated record